This is a messenger RNA of Stylophora pistillata, 1419 nucleotides long. Its product is annotated as protein-lysine N-methyltransferase SMYD4-like. Lineage: Eukaryota; Metazoa; Cnidaria; Anthozoa; Scleractinia; Pocilloporidae. The record is from RefSeq and is a predicted model, not a curated record. Gene Ontology annotation, molecular function: histone deacetylase binding. Gene Ontology annotation, cellular component: nucleus; cytoplasm.
CUUAACAUGGCGACACAGAGAGCAAAUGGAGUAUAGCUGCUGUUCAAGAAUUUGACCGUACAGGAGAGAUUUAAAUCUGAAGCGAUAACAAAGAUCGAUGUCUGAAGUCUUCCAAAUUUGAAAGAUUCUGCAAGAAGUUUCGACCAAGUUCAAGUAUUUUGCUCUCGUAGAGUUGUGAGAUAUUUUACAAGGCGAAGAAAAUGAUUGCACGAUAUCCAGGUCGAUGGAGGAAAGGGGUUCACCCUGCAGAGAAAAAUGCAGGACAGUGGAAGAGGGCUAUUUCAAGAAUGGUUUUCCUCCAUCAGUAGCAUUCUAAAUCAAAGAGUCAAUGUUAAAGAGUUCUCUGCUCAGUUUGGCUUGCUACAAUCAGAUGAAGAGAGAGUUGCAUUUGGUCUGAGUUUGGCUUGCCUUCAUGAGGUUAUGAAAGUGGAACCUUGUUUCAAUCCAAAGUCAGCAGCACAGUCUACAAGGCUGCGUUAUGAAGGAAACAAACUCUACCAGAAAGAUCGACAUCUGGAGGCACUAGACACUUACACUUGCAGUAUUUUGAAUGCACCCGUAGAUUGUUCCAGCAAUGAAUUGUCCCUUGCUCUGGCAAAUAGAUCUGCAGUAUUGUUUAAAUUAAGAAAGUAUCCAAAAUGUUUGGAGAACAUUCAACAGGCUUUGAGCUAUGGGUAUCCUAUGGAACUCAGGUACAAGUUGCUUGAAAGACGUGGAAAGUGUCUUUCACAACUUGGUAGAAGGAGCACAGCCAUUGACUGCUUUGAAGAGGGUAAAAAGGCCCUUAAUGAGUCCAAGCUGGAUAAAACUAAAAGAGACACUUGGAUGAAAGAACUUGAAAUGGAAAUUUCAGUAUGCAGAUCUCAGGAAUUGAAAGUAAACAAUAGUCAUGAAAAGCCUUCAGAUAUAAAUGCAAAUGAUGAUUAUCUGUUGCAGCAAGAAUUUGCUUUGCCACAACACACCCAUGAAAGGAACACCAAGUUUAGGUCAGCCUCUUGUUGUGUGGACAUCAUCACAUCCCCAAUUGGUUGCCAUCCAGUAGCAACUCAAGACAUUUUUGUAGGAGACAUCCUGGUCAUUGAAAAACCUUUUGCCUCUGUUCUUCUACCACAACAUUUGGAAACACAUUGUUAUCAUUGUUUGAAGCGUGUGACUGUCCCAAUGCCUUGCUGNUUCUGCCAUUGUUCAUAUGAUUUGUCCCAGAUGGGAACCACUUUAAAAGAGUCAACAGAGUUGUUUGAGCAAGCCAUUGAUGCUCUUCUUCUCAAAGCAGAUGUGGAAGGAACCUUGACUGUGUUCCUAUCUCAUCUUGGACUGCUUGAAGAGCUUGUGUGUCGUCCAUGGCAAGAUUACAACAAGUGCCAGGAGGCAAUCAAACAGUGUUACAGUAUUAUGGGAAACUGUCAUGUACUGAAAUGA